This is a messenger RNA of Uranotaenia lowii, 2283 nucleotides long. Its product is annotated as zinc finger protein 85-like. Lineage: Eukaryota; Metazoa; Arthropoda; Insecta; Diptera; Culicidae. The record is from RefSeq and is a predicted model, not a curated record. The coding region runs from base 188 to 2209 and encodes 673 amino acids. The transcript has 4 exons.
CAGCACUGAUUUAUGUCGACUUCCGCCGUCUUCUCGCAUCGGUCGUGUUUUGUUUUGAUUUUGUGACAAAAAUAUUUUCGUAUUUAGACGAUCGCAUGAAGGCUACAUCACACCUGUCACUAGUGUUUUAGCAUUAGAUCGUUGAAUAACUGUCCUGUUGUAAAGAUACCGGUCGGAAAGUGCAGAAAUGGAUUACAACUCGUACAACAACAAACCCCCCUAUGCGGUGUCCAAUCAAUCGGUACCCGGCGUAUCCGGAUUCUUUCAGGCUGGAUCUUCCGGUUCGCCCUUUUUAAAGGUACUAAAUCCACCAAUGAUACUCAAGCAAGAACCCUCCGGCAAUAAUGCUUCGCUGGGUGGAAACGUGACACCUCCAGUCAACUAUAGCCAAACUGCGGCAUCAAGUUACCCAAUCCCAGCGCAGGAUCCUGAUCAAAAAGCAAUAUACUAUGCCAAGCCUUUGGAUCUUCAAUUGAUAAACCCGUAUUUACCAGGACAUCAACAACAAAAUCAAAACUUUCAAGUGGCUCAUGAGUAUCACCCUGAGCAUUCCAACACGUCUACAAUUAGCACGGCAACAGCAGGUGAACCUCAGCAGCAACCUUCGUACAGUGUUCAGCAGACCUCUUCUACGAUUCCCGAGUCUAAAGCAAUUCAUGUCAUUUCUCAAGUCGUUAAUCCAACACCAACUGCUGCACCUAAACCGGUUUUUGCCUGUGAGGUGUGUCCCAAAACUUUCGAUUCCAAGGCCAAGAUUGAGAAACAUUCCCGGAUUCAUAAUGAGGAUCUGUCUUUCGACUGUCGGAUGUGCGCCAAGAAGUUUAAAAGUCAAAGUACUCUCACUUGCCACGAGAAAGUUCACGGGGAGAACGGUGUCGACAAUAAUUUUUCCUGCGUAACAUGCGGCAAAGUGUUCAAGUCCGAGGAAAAGCUGCAGAUUCACACCCGUUUGCACACCGGAGAAAAGCCUUACCAGUGUAAGAUCUGUUCUAAGUGCUUCAACCAUCAAUCGAAUCUGAUCGCGCACUCCAGAACUCACGAGAAGGUGAAGAAAGCUCUCAAAUGUGACAAGUGCAACAAGACGUUGGACAACGAAGAAAGAAUGGCCAUUCAUAUGCGGCUCCACACCGGCGAAAAACCGUACAAAUGCUCCUACUGCGACAAACGCUUCAAUCACAAAAGCACGGUCUGCACGCACGAGAAAACGGUCCACAUUGCAUCGAAUGCGUACAAAUGCAAUCGCUGUUACAAAACCUUCAACCAGAAGUGCCAGCUUCAGUAUCACGAAAAGUUGCAGGAACCGCACACAAUACCUUGCGACGAGUGUGGGAAGGAUUUCUGUUACCAAGCCAGCCUGAAAGAGCACAUGUUCAAAGUGCACUUCCCACGCAAGAAAAAAGACGGAAUCUUUCCCCCAACCGGAAAAGGACGCAACAAAUUUAAAUGCAACGUUUGUGAUAGGCGUUUUUACUACAAACGUGCGCUAGAAAUGCAUAUGGGGGUGCACGAUGCGUCGCUAGAUGUGAACAUACUUUACUUCUCGUGCAAUUACUGUCCAGAAACAUUCACUAACGAGACUGAGCUGAACGAUCAUGAAGCUCAACAUGUGGCAAAUGGGACAACUGAUUUCUUGGAAAAUAUGAAGGCGCUGGAAAAAGAAGACCAAGACCCGGAUAGUGUGCUGGGAAAGUUUCCCUGUCCGUUGUGCUUUACUCGAUUUGAUGAUCUUCCGGCUCUUAAGGAACACCACAAAAUUCACCUCUGCUCGAAAGCGGAAGAUUGUGAUAAAUGCAAACACACCUUAGAGGAAGAUUAUGAUUUAACCGAGAGCACCUACGACGAAUCGGAGGACAAGCAAGAAACAGAGUGUCAUAUGUGCGAACUGAAGCUGGCUUCAUUCGAGCUGUUCCAGAAUCAUUUUUACUAUCAUACCUCGCGAGCACCUUUCUAUUGUUACCAAUGCCGGAAAGAGUUCCAGGAUCGGAAGGAACUUUACGCUCACUCCAAGACGCACGCCCCGCGAGAUGCCGAGUCAUAUACCUGUGAAAUCUGCGCCAAGGUGUUCUCGACGAAGGGCAACUUCCAUAGACAUCUAAAGUCGCAUGAUACGGUACGGGCAUUUGCGUGCGAUCGAUGUUUCAAACAGUACGACUACAAAAGUGCACUGGAUAUGCAUUUGAAGCGGUCCCAUGGCAUCGAUUAUUCGUAAAAUGGUUAAACCGAAAGCUUAUAAGAUCUUAAAAUAAAUAUUAUUAAGAAACAAUUAGUUGCUAAACAAAACUA